Acomys russatus (golden spiny mouse) is the source of this 3466-nucleotide messenger RNA. RefSeq names its product solute carrier family 26 member 8 (gene Slc26a8). The coding region runs from base 443 to 3415 and encodes 990 amino acids. Gene Ontology annotation, biological process: transmembrane transport. The record is from RefSeq and is a predicted model, not a curated record. Gene Ontology annotation, molecular function: bicarbonate transmembrane transporter activity; oxalate transmembrane transporter activity; sulfate transmembrane transporter activity. Lineage: Eukaryota; Metazoa; Chordata; Mammalia; Rodentia; Muridae. The transcript is spliced from 20 exons. Gene Ontology annotation, cellular component: membrane.
UUCCAGUCUCUACAAGGGAAAGCCCCCGACAUUCCCACCUAGUGGAAUCUUCCGUAAAAGCCGAGAAAGAUAAAUGAGAAUGAGGGGAAAGUUCAACCCAUACCUCUUGUAUCCACCCCGCCUGAUCGGCCCUUGCCUAUAUGAUCCUUACACAGGAGAAAAGGGACCUCUUAUUCUCAUGGCUAUUUCUAGAUCAACAGAGUUCCCACGGCCCAGGUAUGUGGAAGGCAGCCAGGUAUCCCUUCUCGCCCCGGAUGCCAUUCUCGCCUUGCUCGCCCGUCACCCGCACAGCCGGAACGCCGGCGGGUUCUGCAGCAACGGCUGGCUCGGGAACUGCCGGCCUCCGCGUCCGCAGCGCCGCCGCCGCCAGCCAGGCUGGAGCCAAGUCUGACCCCAGCGUCUGCGCUCCUGCUGGCCACGGGAACCAGCUUAUCCAGGAACAAUGCAGACAGAGCGGAGCAGCCAGGGCCUGGGCAGCGGGUACAGGCCGACCCCGUUUGUGUACGACGUCAAGCGAAGCGUGUACAACGAGGAGAACUUCCAGCAGGAGCACAGGAGGAAGGCCCCCACUUCCAGAAACCUGGACAUCAACAUCACCACCUUCAAGCACCAUGUCCAGUGCCGCUGCUCAUGGCACAAAUUCCUGCGAUGCAUUCUUACAGUCUUCCCCUUCCUGGAGUGGAUGUGUUUGUAUCGAUUCAAGGACUGGCUUCUCGGAGACUUACUUGCUGGUUUAAGUGUCGGUCUUGUUCAAGUUCCCCAAGGCCUGACAUUGAGUUUGCUGACAAGGCAACUGGUUCCUCCCCUCAAUGUCACGUAUGCCACCUUCUGCUCUUCUGUCAUUUAUGUAAUAUUUGGAUCAUGUCAUCAAAUGUCCAUCGGCCCCUUCUUCCUUGUGAGCGCGCUGAUGACCAAUGUCCUGAAGGAGAGGCCAUUCAACAAUGGUCACCUGAUCAUGGGAACGUUUGUCAAGGACGACUUUUCUGUCCCCACCUUCUACGUAAACUAUAAUGGAUCCUUAAGCAUGGUGGCAACCACAACAUUCCUGACCGGAAUUAUCCAGCUGUCAAUGGGCAUGUUGGGCAUGGGCUUCAUGGCUACCUACCUGCCAGAGGCUGCAACCAGCGCUUACCUAGCAGCUGUGGCUCUCCACAUCAUACUGGCCCAGCUGACAUGCAUCUUUGGUAUUAUGAUCAGUUUUCACGCUGGUCCCAUCUCCUUCUUCUAUAACAUAGCUAACUACUGCAUAGCUCUCCCCAAAGCCAACUCUACCAGCAUCCUGCUGUUCCUCACUGCUGUUGUGGCCCUGAGAAUCAACAAGUGCAUCCGCAUUUCCUUCAACCGCUACCCGAUUGAGUUCCCCAUGGAGCUGUUCCUGAUUCUCGGCUUCACCUUACUUACAAACAACAUAAGCAUGGCUACAGAGAACAGCAAGAUGUUGAUUAACAUGAUUCCCUACAGCUUUGCGCUCCCUGAGACGCCACAGUUUGGCCUUCUUAACAGAAUUAUUUUACAAGCCAUGUCUUUAUCUUUAGUGAGCUCCUUUCUGCUCAUAUCUCUGGGCAAGAAGAUUGCCAGCUUCCAUAACUACAGAACCAAUUCCAACCAGGAUUUAAUAGCCAUCGGCCUUUGCAACGUGGUCAGUUCCUUUUUCAAAUCUUAUGUGUUUACGGGUGCUGUGGCCAGGACUAUAAUCCAAGACAAAUCUGGAGGAAGACAGCAGUUUGCAUCUCUGGUAGGCGCAGGUGUGAUGGUGCUGCUCAUGGUGAAGAUGGGAAGCUUCUUCCACAACCUGCCUAACGCUGUGCUGGCGGGGAUCAUCUUGAGCAAUGUGGUGCCCUACCUUGAAACCAUUUGCGACUUACCCACUCUGUGGAGGCAGAACCAGUAUGACUGUGCCGUGUGGAUGGUGACAUUUUCCUCUGCGAUCUUCCUGGGACUAGAUGCUGGACUACUCAUCUCCCUAGUCUUUGCUUUCUUCAUGAUCACUGUUCGUUCACACAGAACCAAGAUCCUCGUCCUGGGCCAGAUCCCCAACACCAACAUUUACAGAAACAUCAACGAGUACCGGGAGGUGAUGCUCAUUCCCGGGGUGAAGAUCUUGCAGUGCUGCAGCUCCAUCACCUUCGUCAAUGUGUAUCGUCUCAAGCACAAGUUGUUAAAAGAGGUCAACAUGGUGAAGAAGCCUCUUAAAGAAGAAGAAAUUUUCACUGUGUUUAAGCAAAGUGACACCAGUGUGUCGGAAAACAAAAUUUGCAGGUGUUUCUGCGAUUGUGACGAGCUGGAGCCAGAGACCAGGGUUGUAUACACAGAGCGAUAUGAAAUCAAACAGGAGCAGGACCAAUCCUCCACAAACAUGAUCCGCUGCUCCUACCUGGGCAGCAGGGACGUGAGUCCACGCGUUUCUGAGGAGCAGAUCCCCUACGCAGUGUCUUCCACAUCACAGAGAAAUCUAGCGCAGAACUACGAGGACACAGAGAAAGCCUGGCUGCCCAACCCCUCAAGAACCAGACCACUACCACCGCCCGAGAACUCAGAAGGCUUGUCGCAGAGUAAAUCUCUGGCCAUCCCUUCCUCAGAUGUGGGUGUGCAGAUGAACACCCACACCAUCAUCCUGGACUUUUCCAUGGUGCACUAUGUGGACACUCGGGCUUUGGUUGUAUUGAGGCAGAUGUGCAAUGCUUUCUACAACGCCAACAUUUUGGUGCUCAUUUCAGGGUGUCACACCUCUGUGGUCAAGUCAUUUGAGAAGAAUGAUUUCUUUGAUGAAGGCAUCACAAAGGCCCAACUUUUCCUCAGCCUCCACGAUGCUGUGCUGUUUGCCUUGUCAAGGAAGUUCCCAGAGUCCUCGGAGCUGAGCAUGGGUGAGACCGAGACGAUGCAAGAAACCUCAGAGUCAGACAAGGACAGCAGUCUGAGCAAUCUGAGACAUAAAAUGGGCAGCAGUGUCAUAGAAGGCCCUCAGCGUGCGAGUCCUAACUAUGCCAAGACCCAUAAGCCCAUUAAGGAUGACUCAGAGUUUGACCUGGAACUGGACCCCAUAAUGAAUUCUGACCAGAACAGCGGGAUGGACCUCAACCUGGACCUGGAUCUGGACCGGGAGUUGGAGCUGGACCCUGAGUCCGAAGUGGACUCUGAGAUCCACAGCAAACCGGAGCUUGAGUCAGAGGUUGAGAGAGAUGCCCAGGCAGAGACAGAAGAGGAGCUGGAGCCAGAUUCAGAGACAGAGAGGAGGCCCCAGCCUAGGACCAGACCAAGGUCUCACAGCCCCUGGCGGAACUACUUCACUGUUUAUCACUUUGAGCCUUUGAGCUCCCAGUCUGAGAUUCCACCUCGGACACGGACACGCUCAGCCGAGAGGAGGCCGCCACGUACUUAUCCACACUCGCCCCAAGGCAAUGAGGACAAUUGGUAGGUGAACUGCAAAGAGAUAGCAGGCCGGUUACCUUGGCAUCCUUCCUGCCCA